Ruditapes philippinarum (Manila clam) is the source of this 6463-nucleotide messenger RNA. RefSeq names its product baculoviral IAP repeat-containing protein 3-like. The transcript has 9 exons. Gene Ontology annotation, cellular component: nucleus; cytoplasm; spindle microtubule. The coding region runs from base 142 to 2190 and encodes 682 amino acids. The record is from RefSeq and is a predicted model, not a curated record. NCBI's taxonomy places the organism in Eukaryota, Metazoa, Mollusca, Bivalvia, Venerida, Veneridae. Gene Ontology annotation, biological process: regulation of cell cycle; negative regulation of apoptotic process. Gene Ontology annotation, molecular function: cysteine-type endopeptidase inhibitor activity involved in apoptotic process.
UUCAUAUAAAUAACAACAACCUCUACAUUUUUUGGGAUCCCAGCCUUGUAUCGAUAUCAUAUACAAUAAACACGUAACGAUUAACUGCCUUCGUGUCGGUAUGUAAAGUAAAUUAUGAUUAUAUAGUUGGGAUAAUUCAAAAUGGAAUUUAACUUGAAUUAUGCUGAUCAUAGCCAGCUCGAUUUUACGUUUUGUAGCGAUACACUGAUAGAAUCUGAUUUGGAUUUUGAUAUUUUUGAACUAUUUUUGAUCUCUUUUGUUUCUUUGGGAAGAAUUUUUGGGAAGAUACCAUUCCUUGUUAUCGAAGAAGGAAAGCUAGUGUUUGGGAUAAUUACAAACUUAUCACACACCUUCACGAAAUCUUUCUAUGGUAGCGGAUUAAAUAAAAUAAAUGAUGAAAAUAAAAAAGUACUUAAUUUGCUAAAGCAAAAAAGGCGAUUUAUUAUACUCUCAUUGUCCAACGAAACGUUUCUAAUAGACAACCAAUACAUUUUCGGAGGGUUAACUUUCCAGAUACAGCAAGAAAUUAAAAAGGAGAAACUUGUCAGGCGGAAACUUGAUUGUGACAUACUUUUAGCGUUAAUCGCCGCUCGUUUCUUCAAUGAAAAUGGAGGAAAUCAGAUAUCUGCUGAGUUUGAAAAAGAAAAUAUUGAUCAGAUAACUUCGGAGGAUUCGAAACAUUCGCUGAAAUUAACGAAUAGGUCAACAGUUUCAUCCGUGCGUCAACGCAUUCCUCACAGUACGACGCCAACUGACGUUGAACAUGUUUUUCCAAAUGAUAAAAAGAAAUACAAUCAACCAGAGGUUUCAAAAUAUGGAGAGACCGAAAGGGAACGUGAUUUGCAAGGGGAACAUUUUCCAGUUCAAGCAACUGAAGCAGAUAUGGGACAACACUCGUUUGAGCCCUCAUUAUCUAGAAUUGGAUCAACAAGUGCCUUUAGAAGAAGUAAUUUUGACAACGAAAUGACAAAUGUUUCUUUCGUACAGACCUCUUAUAAUGAAAGAAGAUAUCAGAACACCCGAGAACCGAAGUUUGCGGCAACAUCUAAACCACCCAGAUAUCCAGAUUACUCCGAAAAACAUAAAAGAGAAGAGUCGUUUCAUUCUUUGAAUUGGCCAAAAGCAAACAAACCGAAACCUUUAAUGCUAGUUGAAUGUGGAUUCUUUUACACAGAUAAGCAAGAUCUUGUAAGAUGUUACCAAUGUGGCAUAGGCUUGAAGGACUGGGUUGAAGAUGACGAUGUUCUUACUGAGCAUGUUAAAUAUUCGUCCUUAUGCGACUUCUUGGUACAAACGUAUGGCAAAACAAGAAUUAAUCAAAUGAAGCUCAUGAUUGAAGCAGCAGGAAGAAACAAUGGAAGCACAACGAGUCAAAAUAUCCCUCAAGUCCCCUACACGAUCAGAUCACCACGCUACCAAACAAUGGAAGCAAGAAUCGCAUCUUUUGAGAACUUUCCAAGACACAUCAACAUUUCGCACCAUCAACUUGCUGUAGCAGGCCUUUUCUGCACUGGACGAGGCGAUCUAUGUCGUUGUUUCACGUGUGAUGGUGGGUUAAAAGAUUGGAGUUCUGGUGAUGAUCCUAUCAAAGAGCAUGCGACGUACUUUCCGAAAUGCUCAUACAUUAUUAAGUUGAAAGGGGCGGCGUACGUAGAAAUGCAGCAACGAAAUAGACAAGGGAAUGAAAAUGAACAGAUGGGAGCAACCGGUGGUAGCAAUAAUGUAACGCAACCAACAGAAGAUGUUCCAAAUAUUCAAUCAGAGAAUUUGUCAAUUGUUGAUACCAGUACUGAAUACUCGAGCUUCAAUGUAACUCAAGUUGUUCAGCAUAUGGGCUAUUCCGAGAUCGAUGUCAUUACAGCAAAAGCUGAAUUAGAACGGAAUGGUAAAAGAAAACCAACUGUCGAAGAGGUAGUGAAUACCAUAUUGGAUAUACAAGAAAGAAAUGAGAAAAAAUCAGAAGCAGUUGCAACGCCAAAGGAAACAACAAAAGAUUUACAAGCAAUGGUGGAGGAAAACAAGAAGAUGACGAGCCUGAUAUACUGUAAGCUGUGCGUUACUGGAGAGGCAGACAUUUUGUUCCUUCCUUGCACCCAUCAUAGAGUGUGUCACAAUUGUUCGAAGGAUAUCAUCUUUUGCCCUGUAUGCAAUGAAUUCAUCAAGGAAAAAGUGAAGACAUUCCGAGCUUAAUGUUUUUUUAUUCAGUUGUAUAUCUCGGUAUAAUUUUAUGUCCUUUUGUGUAUAUAUGUACAUGUAUCUUUAUUCUUAUUUGAUGCCUUGUUCCCCGUUGGGUGCCUCCCCCCUUUUUUUAUCGUAAUACUCAUAAUUUGCUUAAAACUAUCUUAUAUAUGCACUUCUUUCUUAUCAUCAAUCUUAAUGAUAAAGGCAAUGAGAUGUGAGUUAAGGUGACAACGGAGUCAAUAUUCACUCAAAAUACCUAAAAUGAGAUUUUUUGCUUAGUAGAUUUAUCAACCUUUUAUGAACUCAUUCGUGAUUUAAUUUUGGAAGCAGUUAGUCAGAAAACGUGUUUUUAAACGUUUUAAAACGGUACCCAUACCGUUUUUAUCUGCUAUUCGCGUAACCUGUCAAUUAUCGAUAACGCUACGCCCCCUAUUGAGGCAUCAGUGAGGGAAAUCAGUAGUUCCAUAUAUCCGUGAAUUACCGGUCCAUAAUAGUUAUACAUGUAUACAUAAUACAAGUAUCGUACAAAUACUGUACAUCGUUUAUGAAUAUCUCGACAUUUAUGGUCUACCUUUUGAUUUAGCCUUUAAAUAAAUUAAAAAAAAAAACGUCGGACAAAAUGUAACAUAAAUAAUUUAGAAUAGCGGCAAAUCGCACGACCAUAGGGAUGGUUAAAUAAUGUAGCUGCCUAUUAUAUCAAUAAUAUGUGAAAUAAUAAUUUGUUUGUCCCGUAAUCUGAUAGACAUAAUGGACAUUCAACCUCGUUUUCUAACAGUAUAAAAAGAAACAGACAACAUUUUUAUGUAAACUCCUAUAGAUAUGAUGAUGACACAUUUCUUAAAUAUUUUAUGAUAAUCUGCGGAUGAUAUAUUUUAUGAAUCGAUAGAAAAAUCGGACAGAUAUGGAAAUAUAUUUUUUUAGUGAAUGUUUCGGAUAUUAUGUUUGCCAGUAAAUCGAACACGCACAGAACUAAUAAACUUGAGACAAAGUAUGACAUUUAUUUUGUGUCCCAGAAGAAACUGAAUCAAGGUCUAUGCCGUGCAUAGAUGAAUAUUCAUGAUAAUAAAAUCAAGGUCAGAUCAUAUUGAUCGAGUGAUACAUUUUAUUUCUAUUAAAAUAUGUCAGGACAAAAAUAUAUAAUACCCCGUUCUUAUUUGUACAUCGUACCACAGACUUUAGCUCGUUAUUUUAAUUAAUUAAUUAAUAUCUAGCGGAAUUUCAUACGCGAAUACAUAGGCAGCGUGACACUGAUAUAAUAUAAUAAUGAUGAUGAUAUACAUAAUAAAACUUCAAAAGUGAAACAAAUAAAUUGUCCCGCUAGCUGUACGCAUUUUAAUGCAUUUCAUUUCCUCCCACCGAGUGCCUCAAAUUUUACCAAUAGUCAUGUGACAUCUGCGACAGAUACCAGACGGAUAGUAUAUCACGUUAAGAUUUAAAGAAAUUUCUGCUAUAUAAUAAUAUUAAUCAGCAGAUUUUUAUUUGGUCAAAUGUCACUGGGUCAUAAAAAGUUGUUGCAUCUUGCGACCCCCUUUGGUGCGAUAUUUGCGUGUUAUGCAAUUAUUUAGCGUGAAACGAAAGGGUCUGAGGGAGAGCAGCCGAUUUAUGACACUUCGUUUGAUGCGGGUCGAACUAACUUUGAAUCGGCAUAACUUUUGUAAUAAUCAAGCAAUUUACAUGCGGUUUAAAGCACAUGAAAGGAAAUUCAUUUACGGAGGGAAGUGUGUCAGGGAUUUUUGAUAGCUCAAUCAGUGACUUAAUGAGGGACAAUAAUGGAUUAUCUUCCCUUGAUAAAAACCGAGGUUAACCAAAAUGUAAGUAGGUCCAAAUAUUUGGAAUCCUUUGCUUUUGUCGUUGAUUUUUAUGUAAGACAGGUUGAUAUGUUUUAAUAAAUUAUUUCCACAUGCAUCAACAAAUAUGUAAACAAUAAGAAAAAAAAUGUUUCAUUUAUGUGAACAGAUUCUACAGCUUAUCGCAAUAUUUAAUCUGAAUAUUACAAAUGAUAAUAAUUAGCCCUAAUUAAUUCAGUUUGCUACAAAGAAAUAGGCGAUAAAGUCAGAGUAAUCCAAUUGCUUAGGACCUAUCUAUUUAUAGGGUGUACUCAGGGGAGGUUAUUCACUAAUGUCCCCCAUUAUCUUUAAUUGCGUAAUAUGAAUGGUGAAAAAAGUCGCAUAAAAAGUUUGAUUUUACGUACUAUUGUUUUGAGAAAAGAUAGAAAUAAUCUGAGACACGGUUCCCUACAUAUUAUAAUUAUGCUUAUAUUCCAAAAGUUUGACGACAAAAAAAAAUUUGAAUGACUUUGAUAGGACGAUUUUAAACAACAGGAUUUUUGUUCAAAAUUUAUUAUUUAUAAAGACAUUUUUUUUUAAAUAUGUUAUUUUUUAUGAAGAUCAAAGACAUUUAAUGCACAAUAUUUAAAUAAAUAACAAUUAUUACUAAAAUAAGUUGGUUUAAAUGACAUUCACGGUAGUACCACGGAAAGUGUCUGUUGUCCCCUUGAGCACACUGUAUCAGAUUGUUUGGCAAAGUUCUUUAUCAUAUUUAAACAUGUCACACAAAAAGUAACACGGGCCACUUAUUACGUAUUAACAUGCGACAAAGCAGUUUGAUUUGAAGAUAAACAAAAUAUCUUUACAAAACAUACAUUCAAGAUGAAAUAUUACAAUAUAUAUUUUGAAUGACUUAUGCACUUUAAAUUAAUAUGACGAGGCACGUAAUUGUAGUAAAUAUGUUUGAAUGCCAAAUAGUUGAACAAUCGUUUUGCCCUUUAUGCAUGAUCAUUAUUAAAAAAACUGUUUUUUGAUUAUCAUAAUGGUCUUAAAUAAACAUAGUAUGUAAACAUUUAAAAGAAUUUUAAAGGACUCGGUACAUUUACUUAACACAAAAGCAUAAAUAACGCUCAUACGCUCACUUGAAUUAAUAUAUAGCACUGAUCAUAUAUUUAUAUUAUGAACAAACAAUAACAAAACUAUAACACGACUAUAACAAGGCUAAAACAAGACAAGAAGAACUUUCUGAUCACGACGCAAACGAGUUAUUAAGAUGCGUUAAUUUUAAUUGAAACUAAAUAAUAUCAAAUCUAUUCGGCCAACAUAGGAAUGGAUUGUGAUCAUACGAAUAAUUCUUAAAACAUGAUAAUUUCUGAGCGAACCAACCCGGGAGUUAAGCCAUUGAAAUGAAUAGAAAAUCAUGAAAAAGGGCAGGAGGGUUGAGUAAAACUAGAAUCAUUUACGACCGCCUACACAGAAGCAAAAAUGAAAAAAUGUUGAAGGUUAUGUUGGAUGAACGUGUUUAUUAACGUCCCUAGCUAUUGUAAGACAGUAUUUAUUUCGUUCAUUAACAUCACUGGCUAUUGAAAAAUAAUAUUAGUUCGUUCCUUAACAUCACUAGCUAUUGUAAAAUUAAUUGUAUUUAGUUCGUUCCUUAAAAAUCACUAGCUAUUGUAAGAUAAAAUUUAUUUCGUUCCUUCACAUCACUAGCUAUUGUAAGAUAAAAUUUAAUUCGUUCAUUAACAUCACUAGCUAUUGUAAAAUAGUAUUUAUUUUGUUCAUUAACACCACUAGCAAUUGUAAGAUAGUAUUUAUUUCGUUAAUUAACAUCACUAGCUAUUGUAAGAUGGUAUUUAUUUAGUUCUUUAACAUCACUGGAUAUUGAAAGUAUUUAUUUCUCCUACGCUAGUAACAUCUUGAGAGAACGAAAAUAACCUUGCAAUAGCUCACGGCCUUAAUGACGACAAUAAUCGGCAAUAAGGUUACUGUACAUUUCAAUUACGGAACAUAACUACGUGUUCUCAUAGCUGAUACCUUCUUUAGGAACAACAAGUUGCUCCGCAAGUUAACAAUUAUUUCAUGCUCACUGUUGAAAUGUUAUAUACCUUAUAUAGAAGUGAGAAAAUAUUUAGUUACGUCGGCGCUCGUGAAUAUAUUGUAAUAUAUUACUUCAUAAUUUCAAAACAAAACCAAAAAGCUCGACUUAUUAAAAAAAUACAUGUUUUGUAUGUGUAUGUAUUUUAUGUAUUUGUAUGUAUUUUAUGGAAAAGUAUUGGUUUUAUCUGCAAAGUAUAUUACUCACAAUAAUUAGACAUAAAUAUUGGGUUUAAUUCCUGACAAUGGCGUACUUCUUGAUUCAAAUAUUAUUGCUCUUUAAAGUAGUUAAAGUUACACUCAAUGACAUUACUUAAAUUUGUUGCGUAACAGUUGAACGACUGACGCCAUCACUUUUUCUUUGUCGUCUUUUUCCUCUUAAACAAGUGAGAAUUUGCUGAUUUAAUGAUUUCUUUCGUAUA